AUGGCGCCAGCCGAAACCAAAAAGGCCGACUCGGGCCCUCCCAAGCUUUCCGACUACAGCACGAUCCUCGACGAGAGCACAUUCGAACAGAUCCUCGAAAUGGACGACGACGAGGAGGACCGGGAUUUCAGCAAGAGCAUCGUUUAUGGUUUCUUUGACCAGGCCGAGAGCACUUUCAAGAAGAUCCAGAAGGAAAUAGAUGACAAGAACCUCGACGAACUCUCUGCCCUGGGCCACUUCCUCAAGGGCUCAUCUGCUACCCUGGGUCUGAUUAAGGUCAAGGACGGUUGUGAGAAGAUCCAGCAUUUCGGCGCUGGCAAGGAUGAGACAGGCACCAUCGACGAACCCGAUAAAGAGGUCUCCCUGAAGGCCAUCAAAAAGACCCUCGACGAAGUUGUGGUUGCCUAUCGCAAGGUCGAGAAGCUUCUGCGUCGAUACUACGGCGAGGAAGUACCCGAGGAGAAGGAAGAGAAGCCCGCAGCGAAGGAAGAGAAGACGGAAGAGAAGCCCGCAGCGAAGGAAGAGAAGAAGGCGGAAGAGAAGCCCGCGGCAAAGGAAGAGGUCAAGGAGUCCAAGGAAUCCAAGGAAUCCAAGGAGCCCGAGGAUAAGAAGGAGACCUCGAAAUAG
This is a messenger RNA of Penicillium brevicompactum, 627 nucleotides long. RefSeq names its product Hpt domain-containing protein. Bases 1 to 627 code for a protein of 208 amino acids. Gene Ontology annotation, biological process: phosphorelay signal transduction system; phosphorylation. The transcript is spliced from 3 exons. Gene Ontology annotation, cellular component: nucleus; cytoplasm. Lineage: Eukaryota; Fungi; Ascomycota; Eurotiomycetes; Eurotiales; Aspergillaceae. Gene Ontology annotation, molecular function: protein histidine kinase binding; histidine phosphotransfer kinase activity. The record is from RefSeq and is a predicted model, not a curated record.